This is a messenger RNA of Alnus glutinosa, 687 nucleotides long. RefSeq names its product indole-3-acetic acid-induced protein ARG2. Gene Ontology annotation, biological process: response to stress. The transcript has 2 exons. The record is from RefSeq and is a predicted model, not a curated record. Lineage: Eukaryota; Viridiplantae; Streptophyta; Magnoliopsida; Fagales; Betulaceae. The coding region runs from base 160 to 453 and encodes 97 amino acids. Gene Ontology annotation, cellular component: mitochondrion.
CAAACCCACAUUAUAUUUUGCAAAUCUCUCGAGAAGAGGUAUACUAAGAGAUUUCUCUCUUUAGCUGCUGUGGAAGGUUUUCUUUUUCCUCGAUCGGUGGAAAAUUUGCUUCCGCGGCAGCGUAGUAGAUUUUGAAUAUCUAAGAUUUGAUCAUAUACGAUGGCUCGCUCUCUCUCCAACGCUAAGCUUCUCUCUGCUCUCGUCGCCGAUGGAUUCUCUACUGCUAUCAACAGACGUGGAUACGCAGCGGCGUCGCAAGGAAUAGCUGCCAGCGUGGCAAGAGGAGGUUCAGGUUCGAGGAUGGUGAAGAAACCCGGGGAGGAGCCGGUGGGCUCCACCGAGAAGGUCGCGUGGGUCCCUGACCCCGUGACUGGCUACUACAGACCCGAGAACCGCGUGGCCGAGAUCGACGUGGCCGAGCUUCGUGCAGCGCUCUUAAACAACAAGCACUAAAAUGGGAGAAGUUCAUUGGAGGCCAAGUAAAAAAACAAAAAAACAAAAAAAGGAAUUAGGGGUGGCUCUGACGUGUCAGCAUCUAACGGGCCUAGAAUUCUCUGGACUUGGACUUGGCCUUGGCCGAUGAUUGUUGUACCUCCUCUGUGGUAUGGACUAGAUAGUACUAAUGAUGUAACAUUUCGUUCAUUCGUUCCUUGAGGAGUGGGUUAAUGAUAUGAUUAAUUCAAUAAA